Messenger RNA from Haplochromis burtoni (Burton's mouthbrooder), 1308 nucleotides. RefSeq names its product ATPase H+ transporting V1 subunit E1b (gene atp6v1e1b). The record is from RefSeq and is a predicted model, not a curated record. The transcript has 10 exons. Gene Ontology annotation, biological process: proton transmembrane transport. Lineage: Eukaryota; Metazoa; Chordata; Actinopteri; Cichliformes; Cichlidae. The coding region runs from base 146 to 826 and encodes 226 amino acids. Gene Ontology annotation, molecular function: proton-transporting ATPase activity, rotational mechanism. Gene Ontology annotation, cellular component: proton-transporting two-sector ATPase complex, catalytic domain.
CUCUUCCGCCGGAAGUAAACAUCACGUGACUCUGAAAAUCAGCUGAUCCUCCGUAGACAUCUUUACGAGUCACGACUGCGGCGAUUAAUUCAAACCGUCUUCUCUGUUGUUCUCGGGCCCAGGCGGAUCUUUGACAACUGCAGCCAUGGCGCUGAGCGAUGCUGACGUACAGAAGCAGAUUAAGCACAUGAUGGCCUUCAUCGAGCAGGAGGCAAACGAGAAGGCGGAGGAAAUUGAUGCAAAGGCAGAAGAAGAGUUCAACAUUGAGAAGGGCCGCCUGGUCCAGACCCAGAGGCUGAAGAUAAUGGAGUACUAUGAGAAGAAAGAGAAGCAGAUUGAGCAACAGAAGAAAAUUCAGAUGUCUAACCUGAUGAACCAGGCUCGACUGAAGGUGCUGAAGGCCCGUGAUGAUAUGAUCUCGGAAAUGCUGAAUGAAGCUCGCCAGCGGCUCGCUAACAUUGCAAAAGACCCGGCCAGGUAUUCAACUCUUAUGGACGGACUGAUCUUACAGGGGUUUUACCAGCUGCUGGAGCCCAAAGUCACCAUUCGCUGUCGUAAACAGGACAUACCGCUGGUGCAGGCAUCCAUCCAGAAGAACAUUCCCAUAUAUAAAGCAGCCGUGAAGAACAACAUUGAGGUCCGCAUUGACCAGGAUAACUUCCUCUCCCCUGACGUGUCUGGAGGUAUUGAGAUCUAUAAUGGAGACGGGAAGAUCAAGGUGUCCAACACUCUGGAGAGCAGACUGGACCUCAUGGCUCAGCAGAUGAUGCCUGAAAUCCGAGUGGCUCUCUUCGGUGCCAACCCAAACCGCAAGUUUAUGGACUGAGAACCUCUGCUGUACGAGAGAGAGAGAAACACUCCUUUUAAUUUUUUAUUUUGUCAUAUAAAAGACGUCAUUCCUUUAUGUCUGUGAAAUUUCUGACGCAAAAAAGAUGUUGUUGUGUGAUGUAUUGCUGUAUUUUUUUCUGUGCAUUAAGGGACAUGAUAGAUGCUGCAACUCAACAUUACAGAUGUGUACAGCUGUAAGCACUGGUUUGCUCUGCUGCUCCCAUUCAUGGGCCUCAGUUUACACUGAUCAGUCAGGGAAGACGGGAUCGAGUGACUGGCUGGAUGUUAAACAAGUUGUCCUCUAACUGGAUUAGUUUCAUGACAAACAUAGCAUCUGUGUCACGGUUUUCCCAGUUUCAUUACCCUCUGCACCACAUUAUUGGUUGCAUGGAGCAUUGUGUUGAUAAUAGGUGUCUGCUCCAGGCAAUCGCACAUAUAUAUAUAUAUAUAUAUAUAUGCUCGCACAGACAUACAAAAAUG